AGUAAGACAACCAAGUUCAUAAAAUAACGUAAUCGAAAAUUUCAUUUCUUGCCUUGACUGGCCUACGAAAGCAUCUCGACAUUGCAAUCGAGUUGGCCAUGGAAACCGACGCGACGGUGGCAGAAAUUUUAUUAUACAUAUUCUAAGCCGUCGCGAUUUUUAACGUCGCUCAGUUGAUAGUUUGCCUUUGUGGUGCAUGCAUUAAUAACAAUAAAACUCGCUUGCGAACCAAGUUAAUACAUUACAUCCUCUUUUUUUUGUUGGAAAAGUACGAAGCUUUAAAUGGAUAAAUAUUGAUGUUUUUCGGUCGAUCGAAAAAGUGUUUAGUGCAAAUUGAAGGCUAGAACGAAAUGUGAGAAAAUAAAUAAAACACCAGUUUGUUUUUGUUAGGAGAUUAGUAAUUUAAAAAUGGUGCAAAUUUAGAAUCGCUUUAAAUUUUCAAUUCAAAAAUUUAGUUUACUGCUAUAUCUAUAUGGUAGCAGUAGAAGAUGACGACCAACGGAUAUAAUGUGAUAAAUUUUACAAUAAUUGCUGUAUGCGUCAUUGGUAUUACAAAUAUUCCAAAUGUGGAAAGUGCCGUAAGAUGUUUUAAAUGUUUACCUGCUCUACCUCAAUACUACACAAACGAAACAAUCAGACUGUGUAAGGACUUCGACUACUCCGACAAAUUUAUCGUAGACUGUCCAUAUUCAACGUAUUGUGUGAAAAAAAUUACCAGUGCCAAAAUACCAACGGCUAUCAAUGGAACUGAAAGAAACUGCGCUAAUCAAAAACAUGUAAUUCAAAAUUACCACCACGGACAAUGGCAUCAAGAAGUAUCAGUGGAAGAACCAUAUACUCCUGGAUGUCAUAAAAUCAACGACAAAGGUGCUCGGACGUCUUCAAUGGAGUAUUGUUAUUGUAAUUCAGAUUUAUGCAACUCUGCCAGCAGUUACAAUGUACAACUCGGAGUUGGAUUUGUGAUAGCUCUUAUUAUCUUUCUUUUACCAUGAUAACUAUUUCUUUAUAUAAAUGUACAGAAAAUAAUAUUUUCAAAAAAUAGUACCAAAAUUA
Molecule: messenger RNA, 1053 nt
Organism: Diabrotica virgifera virgifera (western corn rootworm)
Lineage: Eukaryota; Metazoa; Arthropoda; Insecta; Coleoptera; Chrysomelidae
Exons: 3
Coding region: 489-992 (167 amino acids)
Biological process (GO): positive regulation of voltage-gated potassium channel activity; regulation of synaptic transmission, cholinergic; sleep
Source: RefSeq, a predicted model, not a curated record